Molecule: messenger RNA, 1347 nt
Organism: Exophiala bonariae
Lineage: Eukaryota; Fungi; Ascomycota; Eurotiomycetes; Chaetothyriales; Herpotrichiellaceae
Exons: 1
Coding region: 1-1347 (448 amino acids)
Biological process (GO): transmembrane transport; monoatomic cation transport
Cellular component (GO): membrane
Molecular function (GO): monoatomic cation transmembrane transporter activity
Source: RefSeq, a predicted model, not a curated record
AUGGACAAUCAUGGCCUCACUCCAACUGCUCAGCACUUCGUUGAACUGACCCACAAUCCUCAUCACCGACAUCCUUCCAAAGACCCUCAUCAGCCUAUGCCUAACCCGCAUUUACUACAUGGAGAGGCAAUGACAUCUGCUAUACAAGAGGAAGACAUGGUCUCUCGCCACCGAACAGCUUCCGCUUUCGACGCUGAAAGCCAGUCGCCUACCAGAUCUGCCUCUGAUCCUCUGGAGCUCUCCAGGCGUCUAAAAUCAAGAACGGAACUCGACCGCAUCACUGCGAAUACUGCUCGCAAGCGUAAUGCUAUCUGCAAUCCUUUGGUGAUGACGGGACAUGCGCCUGGUUCCAAGUUGGCAGAGUUCUACGAGUCACAGAAUGAGCAGAUUCAAAGGCUAUUGAAACCCGUCGACGAGCAUGUCCGUGAAGCCAGGGAUACUCAUACUUCCAACCAUCUCCGUUUUCAGAUUGCCGUCUAUGGAAGCUUCAUCGCCAACAUCAUUCUAGCUGCCUUACAAGUAUAUGGAGCUGUUGCUUCAGGGUCUCUGUCACUAUUCACUACCAUGGCCGACGCCAUCUUUGACCCUCUGUCCAACGUCACUCUGAUCCUCUCCAACAAAGCAGUUCAAAAAGUCGAUGCCCGCAAAUUUCCUGCAGGAAAGGCACGUAUAGAGACGGCCGGAAAUAUCGUCUUCUGCUUCAUCAUGACGGCAGUCAGUUUCAUCCUGAUUGCUUUCUCCAUUCAAGAACUGGUCAGGGGCUCCGUGGAAGAGACCAAAGAUUUCCAUCUUCCUUCAGUCAUUGCGGUCAGUGUGGCCUUUUGCACCAAACUCGGUUUAUUCCUCUACUGCUGGGCAUUGAGAAAUCAAUAUUCCCAAGUGCGCAUUCUAUGGGAAGACCAUCGCAACGAUUUGUUUAUCAACGGCUUUGGUGUGCUCACUUCUGUGGGUGGCAGCAAACUUAGGUGGUGGCUGGAUCCUUCGGGAGCCAUCAUUCUCUCGGUGUUGAUCUCCGUCCUAUGGUUACGUACUGCGUACUCGGAAUUCCAACUCCUGAUCGGAAUCACCGCAGAUACCGAAACUCAACAACUCAUCACCUAUGUGAGCAUGACUCACAGUGACCACAUCAAACAGAUCGAUACUGUUCGAGCAUGGCAUUCCGGCCCUCGAUUGGUGGUGGAAGUCGAUGUGGUCAUGGAUCCUAACGAGAGUCUCCGUGUCAGUCAUGAUGUUGCAGAGGAGCUACAGAUGAAGUUGGAAAGCUUGCCUGAUGUCGAGAGAGCUUAUGUCCACUGCGAUUUUGAGACGACGCAUAAGCCGGAGCAUUUCCUGAAGAAGGAACUAUAG